UGUAAUAUCAAAAGUCAACACUAAAACAAUUCACACUUUCAUACAAAUCGUACAAAUUGUUGCAAAUGUAAUUAUAUUUCUGUAAAUUUAAAAUGGACCACAUCAGCCCCAACCGCUUUGCAUCGGUGCUGCCCCAUAUAAUCGGCAUAUUGCAUUCACAGCCGCAUCAGCGCGCCACUGUGAAUGAUCUGUGCCACGCAGUGGAAGCGUGUGCUCUGAUGGAUGAGGACAUGAUGCGCCACAUCUGUUCCUUCGACACCCUUAAGGACGCCAUGUACUAUGGGAUGGAGCUGGGCAAGAAUAUGGGCCUACUUGCCCAUUCGAAUGGGAUAAUCCGUAUUCCUUUCAAAUUGGCCAAACGCAGUCCUGGGGACGAGAACCAACGCCAUGUCGAGGUUGAGUAUGUGGAUCUACGGAGCAGUGUCGAGCAGCGGAAGCUUCCGUGCAACAGCGAGGAGUCUGUGUGCAACGCCUCGGAUGAAGAGCUUCAGUUCAGCGACGAGAAUGGGGAGCCUUGCUACAGCGUCGAUGAGCCUCUCAUCCCAGGCCGUGUACUCCGAUCGGCAAUGAAUCCAGUGACGGGAACGGUAAGCCCACUGAUUCAACCCCCUAACCAUGGACCCACUAACAACCUUCCAUCGUAGAAGGUGGGUUCCAGUACCCAUGGGGCCAAACACCCUGGCUAAGAUCACUCCAGGACACCGGUGGCAAGGAGUGGCGUCGAAACCAUAAAAUUAAAUCGAAGGCGAUCCACCAACGAUAUUUAAUUUAAUCCCAAAAUAUAUCAGUUCAAUCUUUGACUUCCCGGUUAAAU
Molecule: messenger RNA, 814 nt
Organism: Drosophila pseudoobscura
Lineage: Eukaryota; Metazoa; Arthropoda; Insecta; Diptera; Drosophilidae
Exons: 2
Coding region: 93-644 (183 amino acids)
Source: RefSeq, a predicted model, not a curated record